Molecule: messenger RNA, 1863 nt
Organism: Pteronotus mesoamericanus
Lineage: Eukaryota; Metazoa; Chordata; Mammalia; Chiroptera; Mormoopidae
Gene: CEL
Product: carboxyl ester lipase
Exons: 11
Coding region: 1-1863 (620 amino acids)
Biological process (GO): pancreatic juice secretion; ceramide catabolic process
Molecular function (GO): sterol ester esterase activity; triacylglycerol lipase activity; retinyl-palmitate esterase activity
Source: RefSeq, a predicted model, not a curated record
AUGGGGCGCCUGGAGCUGCUGGUUUUGGGCUUUGCCUGCUGCCUGGCAGCAGUGAGCUCGGCAAAGCUGGGUGCCGUGUACACGGAAGGAGGCUUCGUGGAAGGCGUCAACAAGAAGCUCGGCCUCUUGGGCAGCUCUGUCGACAUCUUCAAGGGCAUCCCCUUUGCUGCUGCCCCCAAGGCCCUGGAGAACCCCCAGCGACACCCCGGCUGGCAAGGGACCCUGAAGGCCAAGGACUACAAGAAGCGAUGCCUCCAAGCCACCAUCACCCAGGACAACACCUACGGGUCUGAGGACUGCCUCUACCUCAACAUCUGGGUCCCCCAGGGCAAGAAGGAAGUCUCUCGGAACCUGCCUGUCAUGAUCUGGAUCUACGGAGGUGCCUUCCUCAUGGGGUCGGGCCAUGGGGCCAACUUCCUCAAGAACUACCUGUACGAUGGGGAGGAGAUAGCCACCCGGGGCAACGUCAUCGUGGUCAACUUCAACUACCGCGUCGGGCCCCUGGGCUUCCUCAGCACCGGGGACUCCAACCUGCCAGGUAACUACGGCCUUCGAGAUCAGCACAUGGCCAUCGCCUGGGUGAAGAGGAACAUCGCGGCCUUCGGGGGGGACCCCAACAACAUCACCAUCUUCGGGGAAUCCGCUGGAGGCGCCAGUGUCUCUCUGCAGACCCUCUCUCCCUACAACAAGGGCCUCAUCCGGCGAGCCAUCAGCCAGAGCGGCGUGGCACUGAGCCCCUGGGCCAUCCAGAAGAACCCUCUCUUCUGGGCCAAAAGGAUCGCCAAGAAGGUGGGCUGCCCUCUGGACGAUACCGCCAGGAUGGCCAAGUGUCUGAAGGUCACCGACCCCCGUGCCCUGACGAUGGCCUAUAAGAUGCCCCUGGCAGGCAUGGACUACCCCAUGUUGCACUACCUGGGCUUCCUCCCUGUCGUCGACGGAGACUUCAUCCCCGAUGACCCCAUCAACCUGUUCGCCAACGCGGCCGACAUCGACUACAUCGCUGGCACCAACAACAUGGACGGCCACAUCUUUUCCACCAUCGACAUGCCAGCCAUCGAGAAGGACAAGGAGAAAGUCACGGACGAGGACUUCUUCAAGCUGGUCAGCGGGCUCACCAUCACCAAGGGGCGCAAGGGGGCCGAUGCCACCUUUGAUUUCUACACUGAGCCCUGGGCCCGAGACGCGUCCCAGGAGGCCAAGAAGAAGACGGUCGUGGACUUCGAGACUGACAUCCUCUUCCUGAUGCCCACGAAGACCGCCCUGGCCCGGCACAGAGCCAACGCCAAGAGCGCCAAGACCUACAGCUACCUGUUCUCCCAUCCCUCUCGGAUGCCUGUCUACCCCGACUGGGUGGGGGCCGACCACGCGGACGACAUCCAGUACGUCUUUGGGAAGCCCCUCAGCACCCCCCUGGGCUACCGGGCCCAGGACAGGACUGUCUCCAAGGCCAUGAUCGCCUAUUGGACCAACUUCGCCAGAACUGGGGACCCCAACAUGGGCCACUUGGCUGUCCCCACACAUUGGGACCCCUACACCCUGGAGAAUGGCGAGUACCUGGAGAUCAACAAAAACAUAGAUGACAAGUCCAUGAAGCAGCACCUGAGGAGCAACUACCUGCAGUACUGGACCCUGACCUACCAGGAACUGCCCACAGUCACCGAGGAUGGGACCGCGCCCGCGCCCCCGACGGACGACUCCGAGGCCGCGCCCGCGCCCCCCACGGACUCCGAGGCCGCCCCCGUGCCCCCCACGGACGACUCCGAGGCCGCGCCCGCGCCCCCCACGGACGACUCUGAGGCCGCCCCCGUGCCCCCUUCGGGUGACUCUGAGGAACCUCAGAUGCCUGCAGUCAUCGGCUUCUAA